CUAACAUGACGAAGGCGUUAUUAUCACAAAUAUAAAUAUAUGUAACAUUAUAGUAAACGUUCCAUAUAAAAGGGGGAAUAUGAUCAGGAUUGGCACAGUCUGAACUGCACUGUGUCGCAGUUAGACACAGUUUCUAACAGAAUAUUAGUAAAAAAAAUCACUAAAUUUAAUAAUGGCGUUGUUUUUUAAAAGUUCGUAUUGUAUGUUAAUGUUUUUAGUAGCGGUUACCAAAUGUUAUUCUGAUGAAAAUUGUGAAACUUUGCCAACAGAAAUUCACGUAACCAAAGAGGAGUAUGACGAUAUGGGAAGUUUAGUAAGAGCGUGCAGCGGAGAGGUCAUGGUUAACAAAUGUGAAGGAAUAUGCAACAGCCAGGUCCAACCAUCGGUCGUUACACCUACAGGCUUUUUGAAGGAAUGUUUUUGCUGCAAAGAAAACUAUUUGAGAGAACGUCUGGUCACGUUAGUCCACUGCUACGACUCCGACGGCAUGAGACUUGAAGACGACGAGCGAGCCAUAAUGGAGAUUCGACUGAGAGAACCCGCCGAAUGCCGUUGCUCUAAAUGCGGAGAUUAUAGCCGAUAAGAAACCGAAAUGAUAGUUUAUAACCAAACGACAUACGUUAUUAUAAUACAUCGAGUUGUUGAAUGUUGGAAUCUUGUAAAUAUUAUUACUGAACGCUAAAUCAUGGUCAAGGCUUUUAUAGUUAUUGUUUUUAUAAAUAUACGGGGAAAUGUCUGUUGAAAUAAAUUGUGAA
Molecule: messenger RNA, 755 nt
Organism: Bicyclus anynana (squinting bush brown)
Lineage: Eukaryota; Metazoa; Arthropoda; Insecta; Lepidoptera; Nymphalidae
Gene: Pburs
Product: partner of bursicon
Exons: 3
Coding region: 173-583 (136 amino acids)
Biological process (GO): G protein-coupled receptor signaling pathway
Cellular component (GO): extracellular region; bursicon neuropeptide hormone complex
Molecular function (GO): neuropeptide hormone activity; G protein-coupled receptor binding
Source: RefSeq, a predicted model, not a curated record